AUGUCGGCUCGUAUCGGCGUUCCUGUCAUGAUGGUGGGUACCGCUUUUGGCACCGCGCUUGUCGUCCGCGGCCUCUUGGCUGCAUCGUCGCGCCAUCGGCUGAUGUCUGGCGCAGGCGGCUUUUCCAUCUCGGCCGCGCCGCACUCGUUUGAGCCUUCGGCGCCGCAGCACGAGGACCACCUGCGCGCCCGUGUCAUUCCCAACUCGCCGACGACGCGCACGCACGCCUGA
Molecule: messenger RNA, 231 nt
Organism: Thecamonas trahens ATCC 50062
Lineage: Eukaryota; Apusomonadida; Apusomonadidae
Exons: 1
Coding region: 1-231 (76 amino acids)
Source: RefSeq, a predicted model, not a curated record